AUGUAUGGCUUCAAGCUUCCUGUUCUUUUAGCUCCGCUACUAUACGCCGUCGGGAGCACCGCCAACGAAGAUGUCUCCGUCCUGAGCAAGGAGACUGCCAAAGCUAACAACGAAUCGCUGCUAUGGGGUCCUUAUAAACCGAAUCUGUAUUUCGGGGUUCGCCCUCGCUUGCCAGAUAGCUUUUUUGCGGGUUUGAUGUGGGCGAAGGUGGACGAUUUCGUUAAUGCGCAGCAAAACUUUAGACACACCUGCGAGCAAAAUGAAGGCAUGGCCGGCUACGGCUGGGAUGAAUACGAUAUCCGAGAAGGCGGCCGCCAAACCAUCCACGACGCCGGAAACUCCAUCGACCUGACGAUCGACUUCGUAAAGGUUCCUGGUGGGGAGAAUGGUGGAAACUGGGGUGCUCGAAUUAAGGGUGUGCCUCGCGAGGAUGGUUACGACGAUCAGCCGAUGUCAUUGGUGUUCUAUGCCGGUUUGGAAGGGGAGGGGAAUAUCGAGGUUGCGAAUGAGGGCGAUGACCUUGGUUUUACUGGUGAUGUGAAUCUGAAGGGGUCUACCCCGGGACUUGGUGGGUUUUCUGUUGAUGUUACUACGGGUCCUGAGAGCAACCAGCAUCCUGAGCAUGACCAUCCAACUUAUGAGGAUAAGCCGUUGGAUCAUACUCUGGUGGCUAGUGUGACUAUGCCGCCGGGGAAUGUUUGGCAGACGAAGGUGAUGCUGUUUAACCUGAUGAAGGGUGAGGUCGGCGAGGCCAUCAAGAAAUAUGGUGCCGAGAACCCUCCGCCGCCUGCGCAGGUAUUUACCAUCAGAAACGCGCCGGGCGAGGGCAAUCUGCACUAUGUGCAAAAGGUCUUCAAGGGUGCUUUCGAGUUUGAUAUUCUCUUCUCUUCCGGAUCCUCCCCGGAACCUUUGACCUCUGAUACCCUUACGAAGGAGAUCAAGACCUCUUCGCAGUCCUUCUCGGAGCGUUUCAAGAAGAUCCUUGCUCCUCAGACACCUUUCAACUCCCCAGAAUACUCCGAGUUCUCCAAAGCGAUGUUCUCGAACCUUGUCGGCGGCAUUGGCUACUUCCACGGCUCGGACAUAGUUGACCGUUCUGCGCAACCGGAGUACGACGAGGAGAAUGAAGGUUUCUGGGAGGAAACAGAAGAGGCGAGAUCCCGGGCGAAGCCUGUGUAUGAGGGACCUAAAGAACUCUUCACCUGCAUUCCUUCCCGUCCUUUCUUCCCUAGAGGUUUCCUCUGGGAUGAGGGUUUCCAUCUCACCCCGAUUGUCGAUUGGGAUAUUGACCUUGUUCUCGAAAUCGUGAAGAGCUGGUUCAGCCUCAUGGAUGAAGAUGGUUGGAUCGCUCGUGAGCAGAUUAUCGGUGCAGAAGCCCGCAGCAAAGUGCCUCCGGAGUUCACGGUCCAGUAUCCUCACUACGCUAACCCCCCUACACUUUUCCUGAUCCUGGAAUCGUUCAUGGACAAGGUUAGCGCAAAUAAGGCUCUCUCUUCCAAGAAAACUAGUGAAGGUGCGGCUGAAGACAUCCGCUCGGCCUACGUGCAACACCCCGAACUCGGUGAAGAAUACAUCCGCACAUUCUACCCACUGCUUAAAAAGCACUACUUCUGGUACAGAAACACUCAGAGAGGAGACAUCAAGACUUAUGACCGCGAGGCAUUCUCCACCAAAGAGGCGUACCGCUGGCGCGGGCGGUCUCUGCAGCAUGUCUUGACUUCUGGUCUGGAUGACUACCCUCGUGCGCAGCCUCCUCACCCGGGUGAGCUGCACGUCGAUCUGAUCAGCUGGAUGGGCAUGAUGACCCGCUCUAUUCGUCGCAUCGCCGAAGCACUCGGUGAGACUGAUGACGCUGAGGAGUUUGCCGGCUACGAAAACGCCAUUGAGCGCAACAUCGACGAUCUUCACUGGGACGAGGACGCACAGACAUUCUGCGACUCUACCAUCGAUGAGUACGAGGAAAGCGUCCAUGUCUGCCACAAAGGAUACAUUUCCAUCAUCCCAUUCCUGACCGGCAUGGUUGGACCCAACAGCCCUCGUCUCAAGCCCACUCUGGACUUGAUCCAGGAUCCCAAGGAACUCUGGAGUGACUUCGGUAUUCGCAGUCUGAGCAAGCAGGAUGAGUUCUACGGCACUGAUGAAAAUUACUGGAGGAGUCCUAUUUGGAUUAAUAUCAACUACAUGGUUGUCAAGAGUCUUUACGACAUUGCAACCACAACUGGUCCCCACCAGGAACAAGCUCGUGAAAUGUACUCGCAGCUGCGCAAGAACCUCGUCGAGAACGUCUUCAGGGAAUGGAAGAGGACGGGCUUUGCUUUCGAACAAUACAACCCCGACAACGGCAAGGGUCAGCGUAUCCAGCACUUCACCGGCUGGACCAGCAUGGUGGUCAAGAUGAUGUCCAUGCCUGACCUUCCUGCCGGUGAGAAGAGCGGUCAUGACGAGCUGUAA
Messenger RNA from Aspergillus chevalieri, 2451 nucleotides. It is a transcript of the gene cwh41, whose product is annotated as mannosyl-oligosaccharide glucosidase. The transcript has 7 exons. Lineage: Eukaryota; Fungi; Ascomycota; Eurotiomycetes; Eurotiales; Aspergillaceae. Gene Ontology annotation, cellular component: endoplasmic reticulum membrane. Bases 1 to 2451 code for a protein of 816 amino acids. The record is from RefSeq and is a predicted model, not a curated record. Gene Ontology annotation, molecular function: Glc3Man9GlcNAc2 oligosaccharide glucosidase activity. Gene Ontology annotation, biological process: protein N-linked glycosylation; oligosaccharide metabolic process.